GUUAUCAUGUGACUUGUCGAGUAUGGCGACUUCCAGUGAACGGUGAUCUGUUCCACCCGUGUAAUACAGCACUCUGAGAAACGCAGGAAAGGGUGCACAUCUCUGGAUGUCUUGAAGUAUAUCACGGCUUUACAAUGAGUGUGUUAGAGAGUAUCAAGGGAACUUUCCACAGUGUACAGCAGGAUAUAUUUGACGGGCUGAAGGCGCUUACAUCGUUAGAUGCACAGCCUCGAAUUGACAUCCUCAGACGGCUGCGGACAGAUGGAGUCAGUCUAGAUGCAGGGGCUGAUUUGCUCAACAAAUAUCAGAGGACAUGGAAAGAACUCCAGACAUGCACAUCUCACACAGCCAAAAAGGCAGAGGAGGUGGACAGCGAGAUCGGUCAGCUGUACAGCAAGUGGAACAGACAGGUGGACACGGUCAGUCAGCUGGAGGAGGAGGUGGCCGAACUACCCGAUGUCGUCACGCUCAUCAAGAAACUGACCACAGAUCUUGGGUACAUCAGGCGAGACUGUGAGGGGGUGGAGGGGGCCCUGGAGAGGUUGGAGAAUGUCAUUGAUGAACUGGAACAGCAGAAGAACGUGAAAGCCCACCUGGCUCAACUUGCUACCUACAAAAAGAAGAAGAUGGAAGAGGUACAGAAGGUGAAAGUUCAAAUGGCUAAGAGUCACGCAAGGGCAAUGCAGGAAUGUGAUCGGCGUCGCCAGGCGGAUCUGAAGGAGAGACAGGAAGCCUUCAGCGAGGCCUUCACUGAAGACAUGGACUUCUACAAGACACAUGGACACACAGAACAGCUGAAGGUGUCUGACAUUCCAAUGCCUAAGGUCAGCAGCCUGAGUGACAUCACGAUAGACGACGACCAGAUGAUCAUCAACAGCUUCCUCGCUUCCACGGAAACAACGCCGUCCAAGGAGAGAGCUUCCGAUGACCUAGGUGAUGCAUCUGAGGGAGCAUUCUUUGAAGACGAUUACACGGCAGAGUACAACAUACAGGAUGAUGAAGACAUCUUGGAGGAUGAUAUCGACAAGAUGGCUCAUGAGCCUGCCGAGGGGGAAGAAGUUGUGGAAACUGGCGGUGUGAAUAUAGACUCAGACGAUGCAGACAUCCUUCCAACACAGAAGACGGAUGCAGCAGGGGAUGGAGAAGAAAGUGGCGCAGAAAAAUCAGAUAAGCAGUCCGAACCUUCCAACAAUGUCACCGACCGAGAUCAGUCUACAGAGGACACACCAAGCUAGUUGAGACUUAGCUGAGGUCACUUUAUUGUGAAAAACUACAUCGUGACCAAUCUCAGUGAUAUUACACAUACUGCUUAUAGUCUCUCUCUUCAUACGAUUACAAGAUAAGUAAAAAUGUAUUUGCUUAAAACGUUAAACAUACUUCCAGAUUGAGUCAGGGACUGCCUGAGAAGCCAUUGCUAGGUAACUGGGUACAUUCAGCAUGGUUAAGAUACUGGAGGUUCAUUAACUUCCUGGUGACAGGUGUGGCACGUCAGACCCAUGUAUGGUGCGUACAGAUAUAAAUGCAACUAACGUCCAUACAAGUUGGGGUCACAAAGACCUGUACCUUGAUUCAUACUGUUCCUGAAUGUAGAACUGUAUUUAGUGACUUGUUUACCUAGUUGUGCUACCUUUAGCACCCAGGAAACACAGGCGUGCUUCCUUUGAAAUUCAUGAUAUACUACAUUUGAUAGACUACUACAUUGGGCUGAAACAAGUGAAAAUCCACUGAUGGUAGUGGUCUUAGUCUGGUAGCAUUUGAGGGCUACAAUUCUGAACCAGUUCCCAAGGCUUCAGUUUUGCUACAAACUGGAACUGAAUAAAACUGGUUUGGUAUGUGGUCUGUUAUUUUGAGGAUAGAGCUCCUUUAUACACAUGCUUAGUAGUCAUAUCUGGUAGGUGGUGGAGCGUGUCAUAUUGCGAUCCAACUGUCGAGAGACAUAUCAUAUAUUGAAGAUACUAUCGUUAAACGCUAAUCUUUGAAAAAACACCUUUAAUUUUAUGCAAUUAUAGUAAUAGACAUUUUACGAUGAUCAA
Molecule: messenger RNA, 2033 nt
Organism: Haliotis rufescens (red abalone)
Lineage: Eukaryota; Metazoa; Mollusca; Gastropoda; Lepetellida; Haliotidae
Product: dysbindin-like
Exons: 8
Coding region: 135-1235 (366 amino acids)
Biological process (GO): negative regulation of protein kinase activity
Cellular component (GO): cytoplasm
Source: RefSeq, a predicted model, not a curated record